AGAAGUGGAGGGGGCCAUGUUGCAGUGAACCUUCUCUGUAUGUCUACAGCUCAGGGUUGGUGCUUACAGGCACGAUUCUUAUGGUGUUAUACAAAAUGUUCAGUAACUGUAGAAGUUGACAGACAGGUAUUUCUCUCUGUAGUAACAAAAAUGUCUUCCAGUUAUUGGCUAAUAAAUAUAAAUGGAGAAAAGUGUUUCACUGUUGCUGUUUUCUGUUUGCCUUAAAGACCUUUUUGCGUUGUGCAGGGAACUGGCCUGGGAACUGGGAGUGUGUCUUGUCUUCAUAGUCUGUGUUUUACUACCUCUUGUAUCUUCUGAGUGCCUCCUCCAGUGGAUACUCCUUUUGUUGGGUGGUUUCCCUGCCUUGCCCCAGCCUGGAGUCUGUUCCUGCUGUGCCAGGGGUCUUGGAUGCCUCCCUGGGAAUGGGCCCAUGCAGAGAAGAGCUGGAGCGUUCAUGGCACUUCCCAGCUGCUGUGGAUUUGUGUCUGGAGGCCCUUUGUAAGUGCCAGGGCAAACUGUGUUUUGUGCUGGCAAACUCCUCUCAUUCUCUUGGCUGCUGUGGUGCCUGCACAGCUCAGGGAUGUGCGUGGGCACUGCCGGGAGGGAGUGGGGGAAAUAUUUCAGGUCCACCGGUUUCUUCGCACUGCAGAAUUUUAUUGGAAUCUGACCUUAGUCUUGUUUGAUGAUCCUGGCUUUGUAAAGUGUAUACAGGAAGGUAUCUGGAUGAUGUUACUUUGCCAUUAAAUAAAGCCUAAGUACAAAUAAAAUACAUGCAGAUUGGUUCGACUCUUUAAAUUAGACCUGGGAGUUUUAAGUCUGGAGGUGCAGAUAAUGCUUCCUGUGCCUGGCCAUUCUUUGGACUGUUCUUGGUACUCAAGGAACAUUUCUUCUAUCCCUCGUUUUGCACCACAAAUUUCUGAUAAGUUUUCAAAGCCUGAACUCCAUGUGAAUUUCUCUGUCAUAGAAGAUUCUCCCAGUGAAUGACUUUUAACCCAAAUCAUUGAUUCCUUAAUGUUUAAAGAUCUGCUUUACUAAAUACUAUUAGAAAACUGGCCUCCACCUUUAAGAAUAUCUUUUGUGUACUCGUUAACAUUGGACCUUUGUUUGGCAAACUGACUUUCAGACAUUUCCAAGAAUGUGAGCAAAGUAGUGCAUGGUCAUCUUUUUGGUAUGUUGUGUCUCUGAAUAGUAUCUCGUGUUUCCUAUCUUUAGACAACAUCAUGUCACAUUGGGGCUAGGGGGAACUGUUAAUAGAUCAGCUGCAAGGGAACUGAACUAAAUACCAGCAGGUUGUAACCUGAAUUCUAACUUGGUGUGUUUAGUCUGUACCUUUGAAAAAAUGACAUUACAAUUUUCUGUUGGUGGUGUGUAUUGUCAGUGUCUAGUGUCUCAUAGUUCCUACACAAAGUGCUAAAUAAACUCUGCACCGCUGUAUUUCUGUUGUCACAGUUAAAUAAAGCCUCCUGUGAAUAGCAACUUUUCUCUCCUUCCUUCUUAUUCCAUAUUUUAGAUUACUGUGCAGCAAAGUAGCUUUUAUACAAAAGCAGUGUUGGGGCACGAUGUGACACUGAGGGGGGACCCCGAUCUGGGGCAGGAGCUGGUGUUGGGCUCCAGGUGACACUGAGAGCUCCAAGAGAAGGAACACCAGCGAUGCCAUCGCUCCUGGAGCAGGCACUGCUCCUCUUGGGAAUCAGCUCUGCCUCCCUGGCCUCUCCAGCAAUAUUGACCUUGAACCUGGCAUCUUCUUGAACAUUAUCCUGCACUCCCUGAGGAGAUACACAGCCCUGUGCUCUAGGACAGUUUGGUAACUCCCCAUCGAGGUGCUGCUGGUCCCAGGAGCAGGAGGAAGACAAAAAAUGUUCCUGUGAACUUCUGUCUGGACCCUGCUGCUGGUAUUGACUGCCACCAGAAACCUCCACCUUGGAAAUAGACACCUGGAUCUGUCUGUAGGAAGAUAAAAGACCUGUUCAGUCUCCCAUGGUGUCUCCACUUCUCUGCUUACUUCUGUCAGACUGCUUUGGUGCUACAGAUCCAUAACAUGGUGGCAGUGCUGGAAGUGAUCUCCAGCCUGGAGAAAUAUCCCAUUACCAAAGAGGCACUUGAGGAAACAAGACUCGGGAGGCUUAUCAAUGAGGUGAGGAAGAAGACCUCUAAUGAGGAACUUGCCAAACGUGCCAAGAAAUUGUUGCGGAAUUGGCAGAAGUUGAUAGAACCCGUAACCCAGAAUGAGCCAGUGCCAAGGGGGCUGCCCAACCCACCGGGAUCAGCGAAUGGAGGUGCUCACAACUGCAAACCAGACACACAACUUCCUGCUGUGGCUGGCUCCAAGCCCAUCAGCGAACUGAAAAGCAGGAAUGAUAUCCAGAAACUAAAUUCUCCAAAAACAGAGAAACUGGGAAAUCGGAAAAGGAAAGGUGAUCACAGGGAUGGGCAUCAGGGCCCUCCUCCCCCAAAGGUCUCCAAAGCUAGUCAUGAAGUAUUACAAAACUCUUCACCCCCUCCAACCAAUGGAAUUGGAGGUAGUCCUGAAAAUUUUCCUAGUCCUGUAGACAUAAACCUACAUGCAGGGCCCGAAAGCAGCAGGACAGAUCUCAGUGAAAAUGAUAAACACAAUAAGAUCCCAGUAAACGCUGUAAAACCUCACACCAGUUCUCCAGGACUUGUAAAACCUUCAAGCACUUCCUCGUUACUAAAGACUGCAGUGCUUCAGCAGCAUGAUAAAUCAGAAGAAGCCACGGGCCCCCACCAGCCCAAGAGCCCGCGCUGCUCCUCCUUUAGCCCCAGGAAUGUUAGGCAUGAUACUUUUGCUCGGCAGCACACCACAUACUCACCAAAGGAUUCGAUGCCCAGUCCAUCUCAAAGGUCUCAGUUCUUAGAUGCUGCACAGGUGCCAUCGCCGCCACCGUCCCUGAUGCAACCAUCCACACCUCCCAUGCCAGCCAAGAGACUGGAGUUCCCUCCUCAGGCGGCCCCCGAGGCGGCACAGCACUGGCAGGAGCAGCAGGGAGCCGCCGAGGGCCAGCACAGGCACACAGCAGGGACACUUCAGCAGCACACGGCUCCCGGCUGCAAAGGUCACCCUGGGGAAUCGCUCCCACCACACAUGGGCUUCCCACAGGACACUUCCAAAAUGGACAGUGACGAUGCUGCUUCAGGGUCCGAUAGCAAAAAGAAGAAAAGGUACCGACCCAGAGACUAUACAGUCAACUUGGAUGGGCACGUGACAGAAGGGGGUGUGAAACCUGUGAGGUUAAAAGAGAGAAAACUCACUUUUGAUCCCAUGACAGGACAGAUAAAACCUUUAACACCGAAAGAUCCUUUGCAGGUAGAAAUCCCUGCACUUACUGAACAGCACAGGACAGAAACAGAAAAGCAGGAGCAAAAACCCAACCUGCAAAGCCCCUUUGAACAAACGAACUGGAAAGAGUUGUCCAGAAACGAAAUCAUUCAGUCAUAUUUAAACAGACAGAGUAGCUUGCUGUCUUCAUCAGGAGUACAGACUCCAGGAGCUCACUACUUCAUGUCUGAGUAUUUAAAGCAGGAGGAAAGCACUAGAAAAGAGGCUAGAAAGACUCACGUUCUAGCUCCUAACAGCAAACCUACAGACUUGCCUGGGGUCACCAGAGAGGUCACGGGCGAUGACCUUGACAGAAUACGUGACCACAACUGGCCAGGCGUGAACGGUUGUUAUGACACACAGGGUAACUGGUAUGAUUGGACACAGUGCAUAUCCUUAGAUCCACACGGGGAUGAUGGGAGAUUGAACAUCCUGCCUUACGUCUGUCUAGACUGAGAGCAGUUCUGCUAACCACGCUUUUUACACCUGCAGUUAGCAGAACUGGCAGACACGAUGCCACUUCCAGCUGGAGAGAGCCUCCUGUCCUGGACAAACAGGCCCCACGAGCAGAGGGGGGGAGGGAGCUGGGCUUUUCCAGCUCAUUCCUUUAAAUUCUCCUUUUGUGAAAUGCUGCUACCAGUUUACUAACAAUUGCAAAGGAAGGCAUACGAAGGUUGAUCAGUUGAGUUCAAAACUCUAUAGCGAGCCAGCUCUAAAAAGUGUUAGUCCCCAAGAAGUGAAGAGGAUUUCCAGCACUUUCUGAAUGCCGGAAUCUUACUACAGGCAGGUACAGAGAAAAAUUGUGGAAGUUACCUUAACAAAAUAUGCAUCUAUUUAUUUGACUUGAUUUGGGUUUUUAUUUGGCAGUGAGAUAUUCGAGAGACAAUGUGCAAAAACUGUAGUUUUAUUUCUAUCACAUCUCUGAACAUGAUUGCAUUAUUUAAGAGUCAUGUGGUACGGAGAUUGGGUUUUAAACAGCAGGUGUUGCACUGCAGGCUGGGCCACCAGCUUCAGCUCAACAUUCCAUAGGCAUCCACAUAUUUUAGUCUGGUUUCAGUUUAAAUCCAGUCUCUGAGAAAUGCUGCAAAAACUAGAUGUUUAACGAUAUUUUUUGAUCCCACCACCACCAGCCAAAUAUUUUUCCUCCUUUUCCCUUCCUGCAAACUUAUAGGUAAAAAACAAAAAGACAAAAAAAACAAAAAGACAAAAAAAAAAAAAAAAAAAAAAAGAAAAAUCACCUUUUCUAGAAUCUAAAUGUAAUGAGGGUGCUACAAGUUUGUAACUGUACUGUGAGAGGGAAAAAGGAAGCCUGUUUGUAUGCUGGAAAUAUACUUGUUACCAUUCCUUUAGAUAUUGUUUGCCUUAUGGAUAUCCAUCAUAAACGCAAUUUGCAAAAACAAAGAGCCUUAGUGAAUGUACAGUAACUAGACUUCUGUGUUCCUGGGAUGCAGAAGGGAGCAACUUUGCUAUUUGGUCCUUUAAGUGGACACGUUGUGAUAUAAAUGUGGAAAUAAAAAAAAUUUGCACAAA
Corvus hawaiiensis (hawaiian crow) is the source of this 4867-nucleotide messenger RNA. It is a transcript of the gene MED26, whose product is annotated as mediator complex subunit 26. Bases 2039 to 3793 code for a protein of 584 amino acids. Gene Ontology annotation, biological process: positive regulation of gene expression; regulation of transcription by RNA polymerase II. Gene Ontology annotation, cellular component: nucleus; mediator complex; core mediator complex. The transcript is spliced from 3 exons. NCBI's taxonomy places the organism in Eukaryota, Metazoa, Chordata, Aves, Passeriformes, Corvidae. Gene Ontology annotation, molecular function: transcription coregulator activity. The record is from RefSeq and is a predicted model, not a curated record.